GCGUCUACAAUCUGCCGUUUCGGCAGGACGAGCGUACGCGUCACGCGUGUAAAUGUAACCCGGUUGAAAAGACAGAUAAGGACCAAAUAAAUCAAAGUUGGAGAGGCAACAGCACCAAGCCCAUAAAUGUAGAAAGCCCAACAACCCACACCUCCGCUUCGGGCUCGGAUUCUCAUAUUUUUGCCGGCCGUUUUGUAAUUUUCAGCUUCACGUGAGGAAAAAAAUAAAAGAAAAAGAAAAUAAAGAAAGAAAAAAAGAGUUGGCGAUUGAAUUUAAAUUGGUUUGGAUUUUGAUUGGUUCCUUCUCUAUUUCUUCUUCGCUUUCUCGCGGGGCGAAUGCAAUAUCGUUUCUCAAUUCUCAGACAACCUCUUCGGUUUUAGGAUUCAGAAAAGUGAGUAAAAAUUUGGUAAAAAAAAAACUAAAUAAAAAAGUAGGAAUUGGUGGAGGUUCGAAUGGCGCGUAGCGGCGGCGGCGGAGUCGGGGUGGUGGAGUCGGCGGUGAUAGCGUACAACCUGAGAGACGCAUCGAGUUGGUGGCACGACAUCAAUGCCUCCCCUAUUUGGCAAAACCGCAUAUUUCAUGCCCUCGCUAUUCUCUACGGUCUCGUCGCCGUCGUUGCCCUGGUUCAAUUGAUUCGGAUACAAUUGAGAGUGCCGGAGUACGGUUGGACCACGCAGAAAGUAUUCCACUUUCUUAAUUUUGUUGUCAAUGGAGUUCGAUCAGCAGUGUUUGUGUUCCGCUGGCAAGUGCAGAAGCUGCAUCCAGAGAUUGUCAAACAUAUCUUGCUUGAUAUGCCGAGUCUUGCCUUCUUCACUACCUAUGCGCUCUUGGUUCUUUUCUGGGCUGAAAUUUACUAUCAGGCACGCACUGUUUCUACAGAUGGACUGAGGCCAAGCUUCUUGACUGUCAAUGCUGUGGUUUAUGUGAUUCAGAUUGCUAUGUGGUUGAUAUUAUGGUGGAAGCCUAUCCCAGUUCUGCUCACCUUAUCUAAGAUGUUCUUUGCAGGUGUGUCCUUAUUCGCAGCCCUUGGGUUUCUUCUAUAUGGUGGAAGACUCUUCUUGAUGUUGCAGAGAUUUCCUGUAGAAUCAAAAGGACGACGUAAGAAGCUGCAGGAGGUUGGCUAUGUGACAACCAUAUGUUUUACAUGUUUCCUUGUCAGAUGCAUAAUGAUGUGCUUCAAUGCAUUCGAUGAAGCUGCUGACCUUGAUGUUUUGAAUCACCCGGUUCUAAACUUUAUAUAUUACCUAUUGGUGGAGAUAUUGCCUUCUUCUUUGGUCCUUUUCAUUUUGAGGAAGUUGCCUCCAAAGCGUGGGAUCACACAAUAUCACCCGAUUCGCUGAGAUGAUGGAGAAACAUCCGAUGAUAGAAAACAAAGAAUGGACUUACAGUACACAACAUUGAAAUGCUUAUCUACCGAAUGGGGAGAACGAAGUAUUGGAAAGAGGCGGAAAAGGUUUCAGAAGCAGCUUUAUUGGAUACUGAGUGUUGGUUCUUAGCAGGGGAUGGUAGCUUUAAAGGAUUGUCAAAUAUGUAAGAAUCGUGAUCUUUUUAUUUUGAUUGUCUUGAAUCAGACUGACUGGUGUUGCUUUGUUGAUUGGAAAGGGGGGCUGAAAAAACAGUGUUUUAUGUAUGAUUGGAAGGUAAAGUGUGUUAGUUUGUUCUAUUUCACGAACUCGGGAUCGAUCAGUAUUUUCGGACAUUUGUAUUUUUGAAUGAGAUGCGGAAAUGUGCAAUCUGUGAUAGUUUUAUAUA
This is a messenger RNA of Malus domestica (apple), 1752 nucleotides long. Its product is annotated as protein TOM THREE HOMOLOG 1-like. The record is from RefSeq and is a predicted model, not a curated record. NCBI's taxonomy places the organism in Eukaryota, Viridiplantae, Streptophyta, Magnoliopsida, Rosales, Rosaceae.